Molecule: messenger RNA, 4532 nt
Organism: Phalacrocorax carbo (great cormorant)
Lineage: Eukaryota; Metazoa; Chordata; Aves; Suliformes; Phalacrocoracidae
Source: RefSeq, a predicted model, not a curated record
CAGCCCGGGGCCGGGGGCACACCUCCCGUGCCGUCCCCCGGGCCCCGCGGGCCGGAGCAAACGGCAACGGGCACGUCUUUGGUUCUGAAAUAGUUGAUUAUAAUGGAAUAAAGCCCUCAGAGGGCGGCAGCUGCGUUAAUAACGACCUCGCGGUGUCGGCUCACGGGCUCGGAGCCAGGUACGGGCCUGGCCCACAAUCCUUUCCCCCGCCGCCGAGCCGCGCUACCGAACGCGCCGCGGUAACGACCGCGCCGCGGCACCGCACGCCAUCGGGGCGUGCAAGGCGGCGUGCGGAGCUACUACACCGCGGUCGCGCGUUGUGGGCGUGGAGCAAUGAAAUAUGGUGCUUUACAGGCAUGGAAGAAGAUGAGUCAGCACCUCAGGGAGUUUACAACCGCGGGCCCGGAGCCUGCGAUUAACUGUGCAGGAGCCAGAGGGAAAUGAAUUUCCGUAGCCCCAGCGCCUGGGUGCCCGCUGUGCGCAGGGGCUGAGCGGGACCUGGACGGGCAGGACGGGCGAUGGGGUGUCCUGGGCGCGGGGCCUCACGCAAACCCCGGGCAGUGCUGUCUCCGCUAAAGGAGAAGCUGCUCCCUCAGUGCAAGAGUUGAAACUCUUUAGCCUUCCUCUGUGUCACCUCUAUGGCCAUGGAUAUCUCCAGGUGUGACGCUGAGAAGCUGCUGCUGUGAGACCCCGACGGCUCUUCCCAUCGGCUCUGAGGGGCGAACGCGAGCGUGAGCUCUCACCUGCGACCGCACCACGAAGUACCUGCUCUUGGCCUCCAGAGAGCCCAGCGCGAGCAUCGCAGGAGGAGCUGGGCUGAAUAAAAGAGCUCUGUUUGAUGUCUGAAUGCACAGGGGACUCCCCCUCCUCCUCCAACUCCCACCCCUUUUAUUUCGCUCCCUCGCCCUCUCUCCCUUCCUCCUCCCCUUCCUUUCUCUCUCCCCGCUCCCGCUCUGGCUCACACACACCCUUUGCAGACCGUGCGCUCAGUGCCAGUGUCUAAUGGCACCGAAGUGAACAGGCGAGCGCUGCUCCCGGGGCGCGCGGCGCAGCCGGCCUGCCGCAGAUGAAUCCCUCCUAACUAGCGCCGAGGGGUCGGGAGGGACGGCCGAGGAGGGGAGAGCCCGAGGGGCGAGCCGGGAAGACGAGGAUAGCGGUGUGCGGAAGAGGACAGACCCGCGAGCAGCUUCACGGCUACCUGUCGACACAUGCUGUGCUCCAUGGCUAACUCGGGCUGCCUCCUUGUCUCCAACUCAGGCAUGCUUCCUCACUCUCUCCCCUGUCCUCCAGCCUUCCUCUACCUCCAACAGGGUAACCAGGACGCCACGGCUCCGCCGGACGCGAUGGCUCAGCCCUACCCCCCGGCCCAGUACCCCCCACCCCCCCAGAAUGGGAUCCCCGCAGAAUACGCACCGCCGCACCCCCACCCCACGCAGGACUACUCGGGGCAAAGCACAGUACCGGAGCACGCCAUGACCCUCUACACACCAGCACAGAGCCACGCCGAGCAGCCGGGCACCGACGCCAGCACACAGUCCAUAGCAGGAACACAGACAGUACCGCAGACAGACGAGGCGGCACAGACAGACAGCCAGCAGCUACACUCCUCAGACAACACAGACAAGCAGCAGCCCAAGAGGUUACACGUCUCCAACAUCCCCUUCCGAUUCCGGGACCCUGACCUGCGGCAAAUGUUUGGGCAAUUUGGGAAGAUCCUGGACGUGGAGAUCAUUUUCAAUGAGCGGGGCUCCAAGGGUUUUGGGUUUGUAACUUUUGAAACUAGCACAGAUGCCGACCGGGCACGGGAGAAGCUGAAUGGCACCAUCGUAGAGGGCCGGAAGAUUGAGGUGAACAAUGCCACAGCCCGGGUCAUGACGAACAAGAAGGCUGCCAACCCCUACACCAACGGCUGGAAGCUGAACCCGGUGGUGGGAGCAGUCUACGGCCCUGAGUUCUAUGCAGUAACGGGGUUCCCGUACCCCGCCACGGGGACGGCCGUGGCCUACAGAGGGGCACACUUACGGGGACGAGGACGCGCUGUCUACAACACCUUCCGGGCUGCACCGCCGCCACCCCCCAUCCCCACCUAUGGCGCGGUCGUCUACCAGGAUGGGUUCUAUGGAGCCGAGAUCUACGGGGGUUACGCCGCCUACAGAUACGCCCAGCCGGCAGCAGCAGCGGCAGCAUACAGCGACAGUUACGGCAGAGUGUAUGCAGCGGCAGACCCAUACCACCACACCAUCGGCCCCGCUGCCACGUACAGCAUCGGCACCAUGGCUAGUCUAUACCGAGGAGGGUACAGCCGCUUCACUCCCUACUAGCAAGACAGACACAGCCCCUCCCACCACUAACACUGACUGCUCACUAGCACCAAACCAAACCAGGCAGACAGAGCCGAGGCCGAGCCUCUGGAGGAACCGCGGGCCCUGCCCAGGCGGGCUGGGGCUGGGCCUGGGCCUGGGGCUGGGCUCCGCUGAGCCUCGGCAGCCCACACCUGUAGGGUUACCUCAAGCCGCUCCAUCCCGCCGCCUGCCCGCAUCUCCUGCACCGUCCGCCUGCCCCGGUGCAGCCCUGCGCCUCGGUGAUGCCGAGCACCGCAGGACCCCGGGCGGCCCCUGCCCCCGGCAUCCCUGUGGACUGCAGGGAGUGGGGCCAGCCCUCGGCCCCAGUGGCACCCCGCUCCCAGAGCCGGGUCAUGGGGUCCCUGGGCAGCUCCGCCCCAGCCUGAUCCCCUGGCGGGUGCUGCCCUUGCUCUGGGGGGCAGGGGGCUUGUCCCCCCAUGAGGCAGGAGGGGAUGCUCUGCCCACAGGGGUGGGGGGCACAGAGCUGACUGCAGCCCCAGAGCAGCCCCUCUGCCCCCAAUAGAAGAGACAGGAGCUGGUGGGGACUUCUGUAUGCUCCCUGGGGACAGAGCUGGGCUGGGGCAGGGACGCUAGGGACAGCCCCCCCCGGGGCAGCCCCCCAGGCAGCAGCGCUUCUCUGGGGUGACUGUGCUGCUCCAUGGAGGAGCUCUGGUGCAGCAGGAUGGCUCCACAGCCGUGGGGUGCAGUAUGGGGCUCGUGGGGGGCCGAGCUGGUGCCUGCAUCCUUCCCAAACAGCAGCUUGGCCAGGCUGCCCCGCACGCUGCUCCAGCAAAAGACUUGCCUCUCUGUUUCUGUUGUAGUGAAACUGCGGCCGUUUCCUUCUGGGACCAGGAAGGGCAAAAAAAAUCCACACACACACACACAAAAAAAAUAAAAAAUAAAAAAAUUAAAAGCAAAGCAACAAAAAAAAAAAAAGCAAAGCGGUAACAGCCAAGUGAAAGUCCCAUACUGUCCACACACGCACCGAGCGAGUCCCGAAGGAGCGCCGCAGCGAGCACGGACCAGCCGGACGCGCCAGAGGGGUCCCUCUCCGCCCCGGCCCCGCAGCCCGUGGCAGGGAGGGAGAGCUGGCACGCCGCCGAGCGCGGGGGCGUCCGGAGGGGCCUCCGCCUGCCCAGGCGCAGGGCCUGGGCACCACGUCUUCCUUUCCGCUCCGGCACGGCGGCGCUGGGGGUGCCGGUGGAGUGCUGUGGCACGCUGCCCCUUCCCCGGCUCUGGGGACUGGGCGCCAGGGUGGGAACCCGGCUUCGUUUUUUCCGAGCUCCGGCGCUUGCCGGUCAUCAGCGUGUCGAGUGUGCGAGGCCUUGGCUCCCAAGGGGAGCUGGGGCAGCGGUGCAGCCGCUUUGCUGAGGCGCUGGGCGUUGCAGGGGGAUAAGCCUCUGCCUUUUAAAGGGAAUUUUUGUUAAGAGGAGCUUGCAACUCGCUUGCGAUCCCUUUCCCCUCCCUCCCCUCCAUUCCCUGACGCACCUGAGGCUCCCACCCUGCAGGGAGCAACCCUGACUGACGCCGCUUGUGGCCCCCUGCGCUGAGCUGGGACAAGGACUGCCCUGUUCCCACUCCCGCCUGCUCCAUGGCAUGGGACAUGCUCACAGCCACCUGUCCCUGCCCAAGACAGCGGGAUACCGCCAGCCCUCAACGGGGGAUCUCGGCCAUGGCAUCACCCAGAACUGGGGGCCAGCAUCGCCUGUGGGGACCAGCCCGAGCCCUGGGGUCGGUCUGCAGCAGCCAGCAUGCCAGGUCCAGUGCCCGGCAGCACAGGCCAUCGCAGAGCCCACCCUGGGGUGCAGCCCCGUCCCACGGGGCGUCCUCGCGCUCAGUCCCCUGCGCCCUGCCCCAUGUGGCUCUGCCACUCCUCAAACCUCACUUUAUAGUCUGCAGAUGCCCCCGACGCUCCAGCAACGAGCUCCCCCUUUUCUAUUCCCGGUGUACAUAGCCCUGGCCACCCCGGCCCCGCGCCCCUACCCCUGUACAAAGCUCCUUCCAUCGCUGUACUGGCUUCUUCCUUACAGCAAACCCCUGCGCUGGCCGCCAGCGCGCAGGCUGGCACCGACCCAUCCUGUAUGCUUCAAAGGUGUGACCAUUCUAAUAAACAGUAUUAUUAUUAUUAUUAUUAUUACAAGGAUUAUUAUUAUUAUUAUUGAAAUUAUUAAUAAAGAUUUCUUUCUUCAA